ACUUGGCCUGGCGCGGAGCCGCGGAGCGUGCUAGAGCGGAACCACAGUCCUUGGCAGCGCAGUUUCGGCGCUCAGCCCCUCACUCCGCCACUCCGGCUCCCCACGCCCCGCGUCCGUUGUUGUGCGACAGGUGUCGGGUUACCGCCCAGGGGCUAUAGUUAGCAGCGGGGACUUUGUGUGGCAAUCCUCGGAGAGCGCCUUGCCUGCCCGUCCGACUCUAGCCCCCUGCCAGCCGCAAGCACCAGGGCUCCCUCUCGCUCAGCCCGCACAAUCUCCAGGUGGGUCCUCGGUCCCUGACCCCGUUUUCCAGGCGGAGGCCCACGACCGCCCCACCUGUACAGUGGACCGAAGCAUCCCGGGGCCUGAGACUGUGGGCCUGGAGCAUCUGCGAGUCUGGGGACCCGGGACUCGGGUUUGAGCUAGGAAGAGUGAAAUCAAAGGCUCCGGCCACCGCUGGGGCCACGCCUUCGACCACGCCCACGCCAGCCUGGGCCCUUGGACCCGGACCAAGGAUCCCUCAAGUGGUGGGAGGAAGAGGGUUGGAGCCCAUCGAAGUCCGCACUCGACCCCUGCAGGUCUCACCUUCACCUGGACUUCACCGUGCAAGACUCCAGGGAUGAUGCUGGAGGCUCUGCUGAUCAUCCUCAGCUGCCUCGGCCCCCACACCCUCUGGCAGGCCCAGGCUGUUCCUAUCCUGCCCCUGGGCCUGGCUCCAGACACUUUCGAUGAUGCCUAUGUGGGCUGCUCGGAGGUCAUGGAAGAGAAGGCAGCCGCCCUGCUAAAAGAGGAGAUGGCCCACCAUGCCCUGCUGCGGGAGUCCUGGGAAGCAGCCCAGGAAGCCUGGGAGUACCAGCGUCGAGGGCUCACUCUGCCCCCUGGCUUCAAAGCCCAGCAUGGAAUAGCCAUUAUGGUCUAUACCAACUCAUCUAACACCUUGUACUGGGAGCUAAACCAGGCUGUGCGCACGGGCGGUGGCUCCCGGGAGCACUACAUGAGGCACUUUCCCUUCAAAGCCCUGCAUUUCUAUCUGACUCGAGCCCUACAGCUGCUGCGGGGCAGUGGAGGCUGCAGCAGGGAGCCUGGGGCGGUGGUCUUCCGAGGCGUAGGCAGCCUUCACUUUGAACCCGAGAGGCUUGGGGACUUGGUCCGCUUUGGCCAGUUUGCCUCCAGCUCCCUGGAUGAGGCAGUAGCGCGCAGGUUUGGUAAUGCCACCUUCUUCUCUCUAAGGACUUGCUUUGGGGCCUCUAUCCAGGCCUUGUCUGUCUUCCCCGAGGAACGUGAAGUGCUGAUUCCCCCCCAUGAAGUCUUCAUGGUCACUGGGUUCUUCCAGGAUGGAGCCCGGAGCAUAGUGACUCUCUGGAGCUAUAAUCAGACCUGCAGCCACUUUAACUGCGCCUAUCUAGGUGGGCAGAAGAGGCGGGGCUGUGUGUCUGUUCCAGCAGUAGGGCAGCCAGAGUCACCCUACCAAGGGGCUUUCCCUGUGCUUCCCUGGAAGACCCCAUUCUUGGCCCCUGGGAGGUUCCAACUCUCAGAAGCUGGGCCCUGAAAGCCAACAUUGCCACUUAGGAAUCCUGGGAACUGGUGAGCUUCAUGUGAAGAAGACGUGCUUCAAAUGGCCUCGAGAAGUAAAAGCGUGGUUCCGGACCUAGUCCUAGCAGCCAUCUCCCCAGUCCAGGUUUGGGGAGACCUGAGGCUGUGGCAGGGUUGAGGGAGUCCCACUGUAUGGUGGGGACUUUCUGGGACAAGCAAGGGAAGUACUGUGUUGGCC
This is a messenger RNA of Fukomys damarensis (Damara mole-rat), 1768 nucleotides long. It is a transcript of the gene Art5, whose product is annotated as ADP-ribosyltransferase 5. The record is from RefSeq and is a predicted model, not a curated record. Bases 617 to 1546 code for a protein of 309 amino acids. Gene Ontology annotation, molecular function: NAD+ poly-ADP-ribosyltransferase activity; NAD+-protein-arginine ADP-ribosyltransferase activity. Lineage: Eukaryota; Metazoa; Chordata; Mammalia; Rodentia; Bathyergidae. The transcript is spliced from 4 exons.